UGGUCCUUUGAAGCAGAAUGGAUAGUGAGCAAAAGGUCAAAGCGGUUGUCAAAGCGGUUGUUGCUGGUUGCAUACAUUCAGGGCCACAACUGACAGCAGAGCCUUAGGAAGACCAUCAUAUUAAAGAUGGCAAAAUGCUUGGUCAAGAUCCGGACUCAACGAAGCCUUCACUUGCACAUGAUGAACCACUGUAGCAGCAACGUGUUCGUUCGUCUGCUGAAACAUGGCUCCAAGGUCAUACCUCGAAAUGCUGGUGCCCCAUUGCCUAAAGCAGAUGUUUCUGAGUCCCUGCCUGUCAGCUCACCAGUGAAGAGAGCUCGAGGUGCAGAUGCUCUGAGUGAAGAGGAAGAGCAAGUAAAAGAAGACCCCGUGACCAUCUCUGAACUAGCAUACAGUCCCAGCGCCAGCCUGCUCCCCACCCCAGUGGAUGAUGACGAAAUCGACAUGCUCUUUGACUGUCCGUCUAGGUUCGAACUGGACAGAGAAGACACAGAUUCAUUUGAGGAGCUGGACGCAGAUGAAAAUGCCUUUCUGAUGGCUGAAGAGGAGGAGCUGAAGGAAGCCCGUCAAGCUUUGUCAUGGAGCUAUUCCAUCCUGACUGGCCGUAUCUGGGUCAAUCCUAUAGUCAAGCGUUGCUCCAGGCUCCUUGUGGUGGGCCUGGGACUGCUGCUGUUUGUAUUUCCCCUGCUCCUCCUCCUUUUGGAGUCAGGUCUUGGACCUGCUUUUGGACUUCCAGUCCCUGUGCUAUAAACAGAAUCAGCAGGACCUGCACAUGGUGGACCCAUUCAAGAUUUGUUUUCCACAUUCCAGCCUCAGUCUCUGACUGGGUAGAGAAGUUCAUGAGUGAGCCCAGAAAAGCUCAGCAGUCAUCACUUCAGAGAGGAAGAAAGAAACAUCACUCGGGCCUCAGGCUUCAGCUGUAGUCACCCAUCCUUCAGUAAAACUGAUUUGAACCCUC
This is a messenger RNA of Mesocricetus auratus (golden hamster), 958 nucleotides long. Its product is annotated as FERM domain-containing protein 3-like. The coding region runs from base 127 to 750 and encodes 207 amino acids. Lineage: Eukaryota; Metazoa; Chordata; Mammalia; Rodentia; Cricetidae. The record is from RefSeq and is a predicted model, not a curated record. The transcript has 3 exons.